Aedes aegypti (yellow fever mosquito) is the source of this 764-nucleotide messenger RNA. Its product is annotated as NTF2-related export protein-like. The transcript is spliced from 2 exons. The record is from RefSeq and is a predicted model, not a curated record. Lineage: Eukaryota; Metazoa; Arthropoda; Insecta; Diptera; Culicidae. The coding region runs from base 76 to 495 and encodes 139 amino acids.
CCGUUGAAACUGUUUAAAGCUUGCAAUUAAUUUACAAAAGUCGAGUUAGAGUGAAAUUAAGUUUACAGAACAGCAAUGCACAUAAAAAAGGACAACUUCGAUGGACCCAGAACUGCGCACCAAAAUCGAUACCGCUUGCCGGAUGGAGGAGGAAUUCAUCAAUCUGUACAACGAAAAAGUAGCCAAGAAGCGGCAUCAGAUGACCCGGCUCUACAUGGACAACGGUUUGCUGAUGUCAUCAGCAACAUCCAGAAGUACUUCCAGGAACUGUCCCGCUUUGAACACAUUAUGAACACCCUGGUCACUCAGCCGAUCAUUGGCGACGCUGUGUCCUCGCAGCUGACGUUCAUCAUCAAGGUUUCGGGAACGGUCAUCUACCAGAACAAUUCUUCCAAACCCUUCCAGAAGACAUUCACGGUUACAGCCCAGGGCGACAAGUGGAAGAUUGCGAGUGAUUGCAGCGCUGCUUCCGGUUAUUGGAUGCUAUCUUUUUAGGGAAUCGAUCAAUACAUGGAUGCAUUGGAAAGCGAUAUUCCGCGAGUUUCAGAAAGAAUGAAAGAAUAUCCUUGAGGUGAUAUUUAACUUUAAUUGAAUCAUCACAGGGCUGGUAGCGGGUCUGGUUUUCUAUUUUAAUUCGAGUCUUUAAAAAGUGCAAAAUUAAGAGUUUGAUUACGUGACUAUUCAUCUGAUUCUUCAAGAAUUUCUUCUCAAAUUCCUCGAGAAAAAGCCUCAGGAAUUUUCCUAGUGCUUGCAUUAUAUUACAU